AUGUCUGACGUCGACGCACUUGCUGACACCGUGGCUGCGACCACCCUCAACGAUAAGCCCGAAAUCAACGGUGCUACCCCUUCCACCCAGGCUGCCGAUGCCGCGGCUGCCAGUGCAGAUGAGGGUCGUCGUCUUUACAUCGGGAACCUCGCAUACGCGACCACUGAGGAGGAGCUCAAGGAGUUCUUCAAGACCUACACCAUCGAGACCACCUCGAUCCCGGUGAACCCCCGCACCAACCGCCCCGUUGGCUAUGCCUUUGUGGAUAUUGCUACUGCCGUUGAAGCUUCUGCCGCUAUCGAGGCCCUCUCUGGCAAGGAGAUUCUUCAGCGCAAGGUGUCCGUCCAGCUUGCCCGCAAGCCCGAGCCCGUCGAGGCCAAGGAAGGUGCUGCCAGUGGCGGUGAGGGUGCCAGUGGUGCCGAGGGUCGCAAGCGUGCUGGUGGUCGCGGCCGUGGCCGUGGCCGUGCCCGCGGUCGUGGUGGUCGUACCGGCCGUAGCCGUGCUGCCCAGGAUGGCCAGGAAGCCACCGAGGCCCCUGUCAGCGAGACUCCCCUUGCUGACACCACAAACGAGAAGGAUACUGCCUCCAAGGCUGGUGAGACUCGCGCCGCACGUCCCCAGAAGCAGCGCGGUCCUCCCGAGGAUGGCAUUCCUUCUAAGACUAAGGUCAUGGUUGCUAACCUGCCGUACGACUUGACUGAGGACAAGCUCAAGGAGAUCUUCGCCGUCUACGAGCCUGUCUCUGCCAAGGUCGCCCUGCGUCCCAUCCCCCGCUUCAUGAUCAAGAAGCUGCAGGCUCGUAACGAGCGCCGCAAGACCCGUGGCUUUGGCUUCGUCAACCUUGCCUCGGAGGAGCUCCAGGCUAAGGCCGUCAGCGAGAUGAACGGCAAGGACAUUGAUGGUCGCGUCAUCGCUGUGAAGGUUGCCAUCGACAGCCCCGGUAAGGAAGAUGAUGACAUUAACGCUGUGGCCGAGACCGAGGAGACUGCCGCUCCUGCUGCUGCUGCUGCUCCCGCAGCUCCCGCCGCUCCUGCUCCUGCUCAGGAGAACGCUGCUCCUGCCGUCACCACUAAGGCUUAA
Messenger RNA from Penicillium verrucosum, 1080 nucleotides. Its product is annotated as RNA recognition motif domain-containing protein. The transcript is spliced from 4 exons. The record is from RefSeq and is a predicted model, not a curated record. Bases 1 to 1080 code for a protein of 359 amino acids. Gene Ontology annotation, molecular function: RNA binding. Lineage: Eukaryota; Fungi; Ascomycota; Eurotiomycetes; Eurotiales; Aspergillaceae.